Toxotes jaculatrix (banded archerfish) is the source of this 4275-nucleotide messenger RNA. It is a transcript of the gene nudt4b, whose product is annotated as nudix (nucleoside diphosphate linked moiety X)-type motif 4b. Gene Ontology annotation, cellular component: nucleus; cytoplasm. NCBI's taxonomy places the organism in Eukaryota, Metazoa, Chordata, Actinopteri, Toxotidae. Gene Ontology annotation, molecular function: diphosphoinositol-polyphosphate diphosphatase activity; bis(5'-adenosyl)-hexaphosphatase activity; bis(5'-adenosyl)-pentaphosphatase activity. The record is from RefSeq and is a predicted model, not a curated record. Gene Ontology annotation, biological process: diadenosine hexaphosphate catabolic process; diadenosine pentaphosphate catabolic process; adenosine 5'-(hexahydrogen pentaphosphate) catabolic process. The transcript has 5 exons. Bases 348 to 908 code for a protein of 186 amino acids.
AUGCGCAAAUGGAUCCAGAGGAGGGCUGUGCGGUGUAGGCUGUAGUCUACAUAAGAUCUGUGCCUGCGGGGCUUCUGCACUCACACCUCUCAGACACACUGAUUUUAUGAGGAAAACAUAAAUCCAGGAGUCUGACGGGUUACCUUGGGAUCAUCUCUCCAGCAAAGCCGCCCUCCACCUCCACCCUCCCUCCUCUUAGGACUGACCAUCUCGGACCACGGAUGCAGAGAGCAGCAACGAUGCGGCGGCUACGCUGUUAACUCGCUGGACACCCCCCCUACCUCCCUCCCUCUCUCUCGCUGUCUCUGUCUUGUUUUUGCCGGUGAAGGAGGCAGAAUAAAUCCAGGAUGAAGCUUAAACCGAACCAGACCAGGACAUACGAUGGCGAGGGCUUCAAGAAACGAGCAGCAUGUCUGUGCUUUAAGAAUGAACGUGAAGAAGAGGUUCUGCUGGUGAGCAGCAGUCGGCACCCGGACCAGUGGAUCGUCCCCGGAGGAGGGAUGGAGCCAGAGGAGGAGCCAUGCGGUGCCGCGGUGCGAGAGGUGUUUGAGGAGGCCGGUGUGAAGGGAAAGCUGGGACGCCUGCUCGGCGUAUUUGAGCAAAACCAAGAUCGGAAGCACAGAACAUACGUGUAUGUGUUGACUGUGACAGAAACCCUGGAGGCUUGGGAAGACUCUGUCAACAUAGGCCGUAAGCGGGAGUGGUUCACCGUGGAGGAGGCCAUCAAAGUGCUGCAGAGCCACAAACCCGUCCACGCCGAGUACCUGCGGAGGCUCCAGCUCAGCUGCUCCCCCACCAACGGAAACUCCAUCCUCCCGAGCCCACCACCGAACGACAACUACCCUCAUUACAGCGCUACCGCCACCACGCCCGCGACGGGGAGCGUGCUGGGCUCCUCCUGCAGAUAGGACUGCACUGAAACCUUUUGUCCUGUCCAGCUUGGACAGGUCACUGAAAGUCUGUACAGUCUUGCAUGAAUCUAAUGACUUUUUAGAGUUGCGGCUCUCUUGUAUGUAUAAUUUCUAGUCUUAGCUGCAGGACAGACCAAAGCCAUUGCCAGAACUGUGUUAAAGACUCACAUGACUGAGCAGGAGAAGCUGGUAAAGCUCACAUCUCUGACAGAAAAACAGUGGCUCGCUCAAGAACGCCUUUCUUUUACUGGCAAACACCAGACUGAUGAGCUGAGGUUUGGGAAGAGGAGGCUGCAGACUCUGCUGGUGUGAAUGACCUGGUGAAGGAAUGCCUUACAGAAACUUUGUAUGAAUGUUGUAUUUGGGUCGUUUUAUUUCACUAAUGGUCAUUUUUAUUUUGUUUUAGCACAAUGGAUAUGCUUUCUAGCCAGUACGAGGGUAAUUGGCCCCAAAGCACAUCCAUGUGAGGAAUGUUUCCAGACUGAAAAAUGUCUUUGUCAUCAACCCAUGAUGAUGAUAACAACCAAAUAUCCUAUUAUACUACAUGAAUCUAACUUUAAUAAAGAUACCUCCCAACAUCGCUUUUCAAAACUACAAACGGUGGCGUCAAAAUGAGAGUGACUAAAGUGGAAGUACGCAAGUAUUUUAAACAGUUUGUAUUAACCGACAAAAACAAGAGAACAAACUAAAAUGAAAGUUGCCCUGAUAAAAGCUGUCAGUGAGUUGCUACCUCGGUAAACUGAAAACUGGAUCUGAGUCGUGACGCUGUUCGGUGUCCUUUGACACAACACUGCUGUGUUUGUGGUUAAACUUCAGCCAAUUCCUCUGAAUAACAAGUCAACUAACCUUGACUGAUCCAACAAGCUGGUCUGCUGUCUGUUUAAAGUCACAUACCUUUCAUUGUUUCCCAUGUUGUCAAAGUGAAAGUAUUUCAUGAUUCUAAGUACAUCCUUGAUCUGGGUGUUGUGUGCUGCCUUGAACGAUGGUUGAGGGUUAAACGAGUUUAUUUCAACUCCAUUAACAUAAGAGGAGAACUUCUUUUAAAACACUUUACCAUGAAGGGAAAUAAUGGUGAUUCACUGUUGUAUCUGGAAAGUAAAGCUCAGCAGUUUUAUUGUGUGUCAUGGUGCUGCAAGGCAAUUUGGUUAAAGUGACCAUGAAAUUAAUAUCCAUGUACAGUGUGAUGGUUUUUGUCCAUCGUCUGCAAGUAACCAAGACUACUCAUGUCUAGGCCUGCAACUAAUGAUUAUUUUCAUUUCUGAUCAGUUAGUUUUUUUGAUUAACCUAUUGAUGGUCAGAAAACACUUUCUGUUAAUCCAUUAAUUGUUUCAGCUUUGCUUGGAUCUCAUAAAGAUCUGAAGAGUCACUGAUAGUUUGCUUCAUGAACUCUAUUAGGAAAAACUAUCAGCUUUUAGUGGUUCAAAAAGUAAUGCAGCUUAAAUUUAAAUCUUAUACUUUUUUGGGUUACCGGGUAAGCAAACUAAGUUUUGGGAGCAUUAUGUUGUCUAAGACAUCUAGAACUAUCAAUCUUCAGUUCAAAUCCAGUGGGUUUCUUUGCCCCUUGCAAAAUAUUUAAAUAAUAAAAAACAUAUAACUGAAAAAGAAAUAUAAGGACAAAAAACCCAAAGAACAAUGACUCACAUCAGCAGAUAAAAUCUCACUUUUCAGAUCAGUACUUUUUUCCUUACUCAUCCACCCACUCACUCCUGUGUUGACAGCUGAAUGAUGACUAGUAACCAUACAGAGAUUUGUAAAUAGCUUUGAGGAGAAACAUUGAAAUCGUGUUUUUAAACUGAAUGAACCUGUAAAAAAAAUUCUCUUAAUAUUUUAUAUAUUUUUUAACAAUGUACAAAUGGCAGAAAAAAAAAGACGAGUAGAAAAACCUCACUGAGUAUGUACAGUACAGGAUGUUUGUAUCAACAACAAUGUGCCACAGGUUUUAGGAUAUGAAGGUCUGUUGGUUUGUGUUUUAGUAUGAAAGAGGAAUCAUUUUUAAAAUGUGAUCUGGUGAAUUCAGAAUGAGAUGUACGAAGACAGCACAACAUGACGUUGACAAAAAAUGAUGUACUGGAUCCUCAAAAAGGUGUUGUGUAAAGACCUUAAUGCAUUUUCUUUUUUACAAAAUAUAUAUAGCGUAAUGCUAAUUAGCUUGUGUUUGUUAUGGACAAGCAAGAACACAAGUCCGAAUAUUAAUGAGUAGAGAUAUAAUGAAAUUGGUGGGGUGGUUUUUUUUAGUAAAUAUUGUGGUAAAAAAAAAACUGGAGUUUUAGAAAAUAAAGACAGGAUGGGGAUGAUCAGAACAAAAUUUUGGAAGCUUUGGUAAGAAAAUUAAAAAAAAAUACACUUAGACAAAUGUUUAUUCAGCCUGUUUUGCUGGAGUAAAAACAGAUCUCUCUUAGGUUUUCCCCUGUAGCACAGACUUGUGUCAUGCUUCAUAUGCUUAUGCCACCCCCAUGGUCGCUGCUCCAUCAUGAGCUCUUAGCUUCAGUAUCAUAAACUCUCAUAUGCCAAUUCAGCAGUUUUAAACUUUCAACCUCUUGUGACGGGUAAAAUAAGGACUCCAACCACCUUAAACCUCUUUGUGUGUGUAUGCGUAAGUACGUGUGUAUUGUGGGUUGAUGAACGUGAAAUACGAUGUGCCAAAUUUUUUAAUUUCUCGGUGUUCAGUUAAGAAAAAAAAUCCAUGUCAACAUUAUACAGACCUGAAGGUCAAUAGGUUCUUAAACAUUGUUUGAUUAAAUAUUUAAAAAAAAAAAACAUUAAUAUCAUCUCAGAAUUUAAUCAUGUGAAUAAGUGUGUGUUUUUAGAGACUGACUGUGUCUUCCAUUACUGAUAUUAUGACUAGGCACUUAUUCUUUAUCCCAUUUUGUUUUAACGUCCUCUUAAAAUACAAGUCUUUCAGACUACAGUACAAAUCAACAGAAAUUUAACCUAAACCCAUUAAUCUUGAUGUUUUGCUGCUUAAUGUCAUCUUGGUGCUCCAUGAAACACCUUCUAUCUCCACUUGUUGAAAUGCUGUUUGAUGCUUGGGCUUGGUGUUGAUCUGUGACUGCAUCCAGUUAUGGGUAAAACAUGAUAGUAAGGGAAAGAAUCCCACUGUAAAAAGGUAUGUGCUUAAAUACAAAAAUGUGAGACAGCCAAGGACACACAUGUCCACUGGAUCUGGACACCUUGAAUGUUUGCUGAACACAAUGUAAUGUCAUAAGGAUGUGUCUGGCACAUUUGAAUCCAAGCAAACUAAAGACUUGUCACCAUUUGUUCAUGAAUAUUAUGCACAGAAAAGUUUAAUGUGAAAGUGAUGUAAAGAACAGGACUGGAAAGAUUGUUUUUGGGAAAACGUUGCAUUAAAGGGGAAAAAUCUUCA